UACAAGUGCAAGUCAUUCUAAGCAAAAGCUGCAUUUCUCUUUUGCUGAGAAGUAUUCAAAAAAUAAGAUGAAGAUGAAGGUGACUGUGGUGUUGUUGCUUCUUCUGGUUCUGGCCUCAGCCACUGACUGUAAGGUGUUUGUCUUCCCUGAAGAGUCAAGCUCUGCCUAUGUGCAACUCACACCAAUGAAACCUCUGAAUAUGCAGGCCUUCACACUCUGUAUGCGCGUUGCUACUCAAAUCUGGUACGAGCGAGAGAUCAUCCUGUUCGCUUAUCGCACUCAAGAGGCUGACGAGCUCAAUGUGUGGAGAGAAAGUAAUGGAAGACUUUCUCUAUACUUGAGAAGCAGUAAAGAUGCUGCAUUCUUUACUCUCCCGAUGCUGUCAGCUUUACCCACUCAUCUGUGUGUCACCUGGGAUUCGAGCACUGGAAACACCGCAUUUUGGGUGGACGGACGCCGCAGCAUGCUGACCAUCUACAGGCGUGGCCAUAAUGUACAUCCAAAUGGAGCUAUAAUUAUCGGACAGGAUCCUGAUUCAUUUUUGGGUAAUUUUGAUGAAAAACAGAGCUUUGUGGGUGAAAUUACAGAUGUACACAUGUUUGAUAGUGUUCUGAGUGAAUGUCAGAUUGAGCAGCUGUAUGAGAAAAAAUACAAUGCUCCGAGUGGGAACGUGCUCAACUGGGAUUUUCUCGAGUACAAAAUCCAUGGGAAUGUUGUUGAGAAGUACAUGUCUGAAGAAUACUGUUAAAAAGUCUCUGACACCUGCUUCUGAAUUUCUCUCCUUUGAUUUCCAUGUCUAAUAGACUAUCUAAUGUGACUAUCAUUCCUGAUGAAUCAGUGUCUGUGAUUAAGAUAUAAAAUGUAUUCUUAGAGAAAUCCUCUGUUUCUGAAACAAAAAUGUAUAUUAGCUCAAUCUUAGAUUUCACCUGAUUACUGAUUUAUCCUCUCUUCCAUUUUCUUCUUACUGUGUAACUUUAAAACUCUGCAGCACAAAAACUGUUUUGUUGGAGGCGUUCUUUGAAUAAAUCUGACAAAAUAUUUUGGACUGAUUUAUUUGUAAUUAUUAGAAAUCUUUUUUAGAAAAAAAAAAAAGAUUAUUAGAAAUCUUUUUUCUUCCAUUUAAAAAAAAGUUGUUUUUUUUCUGUCUCUGUUUCCAUGGGAACCGGGUUUAUCGUUAAUCAAUCAAAGCUUCUGAUCCAUGAACACUUAAUCAACAGGAACAUAUUGAGCAGUUGAUGUGUUGUACUGCUCUGUGUGUGUGUGUGUGUGAGUGUGUGUGUGUGUGUGUGUGUGUGUGUGUGUGUGUGUGUGUGUGUGUGUGAUGCUGGGUUUAAUGUGAGGAGUUGAUGUUAUUAGAUGUGAUUAGUGUAAACCUGUAGAUCAGGUAUGUUCUGGAUCUCUGGUGAAUUUCUGAAAGCUGGAAACUGAUUAAAGAGUGUAAAUGUUUAAUAAAGACACGGCUGAACUCAAAUCAUCUAGCUUUUAAGUUUUAACAGACUAGAAUUAAUAAUCACAGACUAUACACUAAUCUCUCACACACACACACACACACACACACACACACACACACACACUAUUAUAACACUAUCUCUACAUUUUUUCCUUCUUUGUUCUUUAUUUCUUAGUUUAUUGGUUUCUUUUUAUUCUUUCACACUUCUUCCAUCGUUCCCUUUUCUUUCUUUCUUUUUUGUGUUUCACUUAACCAGAGACACCCUUUACCCAUGAUGCCUUGCACAGUCGAGUGAAAGUCACGCCAUCAGUCAUUAAUAAAGUUUAUUCGACUGGUUCCACUGUAAAGUGUAAACCUCAAGGGACUGUAGUGCAAGUAGUUUUUAAACUUAUUUAACAUUCUAAUCAAUUAUCACCAAUGAACAGUGUGUGUUUUCCUCAUCAGAAAUCACACUAGUGCGCAGAAUUACAAACUGACUGCUGUAGAGUUUUAAAUCUGAGAUGUUUUAUUAUUUUAUUCUUCUUUAAGUUUGUUAUAAAAAUGUAAAAGAAGGGAAAGCAUUAGCAGCAGUGGAACAGUGUUAGUGUGUGUUAUCAGGAACUCGUGUAUCUGUGGGGAACGAUGUCAUGGAGUGAUGUCACGGAAUGAUGCUUUUUGAUGCCAUGGAGAUGUUCUGAUUCUGAUUCUAUACCAAAACAUGUUUCUCUCUCUCUCUCUCUCUCUCUCUCUCACACACACACACACACACACACACACACACACACACACACUACUGCGAGUUUAUAAGUUUGCAUAAAUGAAAGAAGAUAAAAGGACGAUCAGUAAUUUAUCAUUUUAAUUGAUCAGAGAUGGAGGCUCUGGAGAAGGAAAGAGAUGAAAUGAGGGGAACAUUUCAGGCUGAUAAGGACAGCUUGGUGCUCCAGCUUGAGGAAGAGAGAAGAAACAUGGAGAAGGAGAAAGAGAGAUUCGAGCUCCUGCUGAGAGACAGCGACGCCAGAGAAGCUCAGAUGAGAGAAGAGAUGGAGGCUCUGGUGAAGGAAAGGGAUGAAAUGAUGAGAACAUUUCAGGCUGAUAAGGACAGCUUGGUGCUCCAGCUUGAGGAAGAGAGAAGAAACAUGGAGAAGGAGAAAGAGCGAUGGGACAAAAUGGAGAGCAGGCAGCAGAUAGUUAAAGGUGGCUGGAAAAAACAUUGUGAUGUAUUGGUGCAAAUGAUUGUUGAAAAGGAAGAAAUGCUGGAGGAGAUAACAGUAGAGGUGGAAGCCCUGAAAGGAACCGUGAGAGAACUUAAGCAAAAAGCAAGGGAUAUGGAUCCUGAGAUGAUGGAGGAGCUCAAGGAAGUUGAUAAAAGGCUGAAGAACUUUGGUCCAAAGUUUACUUCGCAAAGAGCUGGCAGGACAACGCCUCUAUAUAAAGAGGGGUGUGUGUGUGUAAUUGGGAUCAGGUUGCCUGAUCAGAAGUCCGAUGAUUGCGAAUGAGGUAGUGUACCUUGGCUUGGGCACAGGCAGUACAGGAAGAUACGCCUCGGUGCAUGUCGGAAAACAUGUCCAGCCACCAUCUGUUUUUUUUGUUGUCAUUUAAAUCUUAUGUACACAUCGCCUGUCAUUUUUUGUUUGUCGUUUAAAACGUAUCUCCAUGUCAUCUGUUGGUCUACACUUCGAUCAUGAGUGAAUUUAAUAUCUGAUUGCUCACUCUCAAGCAAUCCCCUUUCUUCUGGAAACUUCAAUCUUACUUAAAGUAAAAUUCCAUGAUGGCAUUUUACCUACAGCUUCCAGAAGAAAGGGGAUUAGUGGAGUGAGCAAUCAGGAGUAGGAGCACGUCUCUUAUCCUCCACAAAUUUUUCAAAAGAUUAACUUGACCUGGGACUGAAGUGUACACCCUGGUAUGAGUGGGUAAAGGAACAGUGUGGGUCUCAGUGCUCGCAGAGCUGAAGUGCUCUCAUAUGUGACCGACAGUCAGUCAGUGUCUGUCUCUCUCUGUCUGUCUGUGUGUGACCUCAUGGUCUCUCCUGAUGACCAUGCUUGCUGCUCAGUGUAGUGUUUUAUCAGUUACAGAGGAGGACAUUCACUCAGUGUGGAUUCUUACUGAAAAAUGCAGACCCUUCUGGACAUCUUGAGAGAAAAGUGUAAAAGACUGAAACUGGAAAAGAAAAAGGAAAAGGUUGAGAGGAUGAAACAAGAACUACAAGGAGAGAUAGAGCAACUGCAAGAAGAAAUAGAAGAGAAAGAUGGAGAGAUAGAGCAACUGCAAGAAGAAAUAAAAGAGAAAGAUGGAGAGAUAGAGCAACAGAAAGAGCAAAUACAAAAGAAAGAUGAAGAGAUAGAGAGAAUGAAACAGGAACUAGAGGAGAAGGUUGGGGAGAUAUGUGGUGUAUUUGAUUAUUAAUGUAAUGUGAUGCUAAUUCACAUUCUCACCAGUGCAGAUUUUUAAGAACUCCUGAAGACAACGGGUGUGUACAGUUCUGAUUAGUUAAGAUUAGGGUCAAAAUGAGGAUAAUUUGUUUUUAGAUUGAUUAGUAAAAAUGGGCUAAGUCUCAUUCUCACAGCAGGUUGUGUGUGCGAGAGAGAAUCCAUACUGCACAUGUACUACUUCCAUUCUGUCUACAGGAGAAUAAAUAAAUCCCCAGUAAUUUGGGAA
Molecule: messenger RNA, 4084 nt
Organism: Ictalurus furcatus (blue catfish)
Lineage: Eukaryota; Metazoa; Chordata; Actinopteri; Siluriformes; Ictaluridae
Product: pentraxin fusion protein
Exons: 5
Coding region: 68-748 (226 amino acids)
Source: RefSeq, a predicted model, not a curated record